AAUAUACAGGUGAUGCUCCUGUGUAAUCAUUGGAGUAUUAAAGAUGGAGGUAGAACCAUUUUCUGAUGACAAGCAGAAUGUUUUGUUUGAUAUCAAACUGAUAAAAAAUGAAGAUGAAACUUUCACAAUAACUGAUACUCCAGGAAAAGUUGAUUCCUUGGAAGAAAGUUUUCUACAUACUGUUUUGAAGUUUGGUAAAACAGAAAAUAAAGAAACAACUUGUGAUGUAGCAUCAGAGAAAAUUGAGAACAUGUCUGUUCAAGUGAAAAUGGAACAGCCUGAUGAUCUACUACAAGUUGUUUCAAAGUUCAGUUACAGUGAUGAUGAGAAUCAGGAUAGUUCAUUCUAUAAUGUUGUGAACCUGACAACAGAAACUGAAUUUCAAAGAGAGAUUGAAUCAGGGUUAGAGAGAACAUGUGAUAAAGAGACCAGUGUGAACAUCUGUUCUGGAAGUCAGUUUCCUGGUUAUUUUAUAAAACAAGAAAAUCACUUUACAGAAGACGUAAAAUCUGAAACUAACAAUAUUAGUGGAGAAACAAAAUUAAGUGGAAAUAACCUAAAAGCAUCCAACAAACAUCAGUGUGAUGAUAAACUAUACAGUUGUGGAAAAACAUUUGAUAACCUAACACAACAAAAGAAGACGUAUUCUUUAGAGAAACCGUAUCAUUGUGUAGUUUGUGGAAAACAAUUUCAGAAUAAUAGUCGCUUAAAAAAACAUGAAAGAAUACACACUGGGGAGAAACCUUACAGUUGUACAGUGUGUGAAAAUCGGUUGGAACAAAGGGUCACUUAAAAGUACAUGAAAGAGUACACACUGGUCUGAAACCUUACAGUUGUACAGUGUGUGAAAAACAGUUUGGAAGAAAGGGUCAAUAAAAAUACAUGAAAGAAUACAAGCUGGAGAAAAACUUUACUGUCGUACAGUGUGUGAAAAACGGUUUAGAGAAAAGGAUCGUUUAAAAGUAGAUGAAAGAAUACACAGUGGGGAGAAACAUUACAACUGUACAGAUUGCAGAAACAGUUUGUAACAAAGAGUCCUUUAAAAAUACAUGAAAGUACACACACUGAGGAAAAACUGUAUUAUCUGCUUGGGAAAAAAGGAGAAUCCUUAUAGUUGUACAAUGUGUGAAAAAGACUGAAUAAAGUAGUACCUUAACAUAUGAAUGUAUACAUAAUUAAUAGAAACCCAGAAGUUGUGAGUUUUGUAGAAAGCUAUUUCAUAGUAACUCUUAAGUUAAAAAACAUGAAGGGAAUACAUACUGGGGUGAAACCUUACAGUUUUUCAGUUUAUUGAAAAAGUUUGCAACAAAAGAUAGAUUAAAAAUACUUGAGAGAAAACA
Molecule: messenger RNA, 1340 nt
Organism: Limulus polyphemus (Atlantic horseshoe crab)
Lineage: Eukaryota; Metazoa; Arthropoda; Merostomata; Xiphosura; Limulidae
Product: zinc finger protein 675-like
Exons: 5
Coding region: 44-793 (249 amino acids)
Biological process (GO): regulation of transcription by RNA polymerase II
Cellular component (GO): nucleus
Molecular function (GO): RNA polymerase II cis-regulatory region sequence-specific DNA binding; DNA-binding transcription activator activity, RNA polymerase II-specific
Source: RefSeq, a predicted model, not a curated record